UCCAGUCUCAACUGCAGAAAUUGAAGUCCCGAGAAAUGGUUUUUCCCUUCGCCAGCUGAGAAAGGUUAUCCCAAUCGAGUGAUUUAAUUAAUUAUAUCGUAAAUAAAUAUCAGGAUCAAGAUGCCACCGAAAAAAGCACCGGCUCCGAGCAAGAAGACGGAGAUGAAGAAGAAGGAGAAGGUCAUCGAGGAUAAAACGUUCGGUUUGAAGAAUAAAAAGGGCGCCAAACAGCAGAAAUUCAUUCAGCAAGUGGAAAAACAGGUGAAACCUGGGGCUCCACGCAAGGGGGAUGAUCCCCUCACUAAAAAACUCGAGAAGGAGAAGAAGCUGCAGGAGGCGAAGGAACUUGCACUACUCUUCAAACCAGUUCAAAGUCAAAAAGUUGAAAAGGGGACUGAUCCAAAGUCCGUGGUCUGUGCCUUCUUCAAGCAGGGCCAGUGCACCAAGGGUGACAAGUGUAAAUUCUCCCACGAUCUGACGAUCGAGCGAAAAGCUGAAAAACGCUCUCUGUACUGUGAUAUGCGAGAUGAUGACAAAGAGGCUGAUACUAUGGAUAAAUGGGAUGAGGAGAAAUUGGCUGAGGUCGUGGAGAAGAAGCAUGGCAGUGGUGGCAAUCGACCAACAACUGACAUCAUCUGCAAACACUUCUUGGCAGCAGUGGAGCAAUCGAAAUACGGUUGGUUCUGGGAAUGUCCAUCAGGUCAAAAAUGCAUUUAUCGUCAUGCCCUACCCCCUGGAUUUAUCCUGAAGAAAGACAAAAAGCAGGCUGACAAGAAGGACGAGAUUUCUCUCGAGGACUUGAUCGAGAAGGAGAGGGCCAAUUUGGGCGCCAACCAAACUAGAAUAACUCUCGAGACUUUCCUAGCCUGGAAGAAACGUAAAUUAACCGAGAAGAAGGAAAAAGCGAUCAAGGACGAGGAGAAGAAGAGGAGUGAUUACAAGGCUGGACGACAAGUCGGUAUCUCCGGACGUGAGAUGUUCUCGUUCAACCCUGAAUUGGCAGCUGGAGAUGGAAUCGACGAUGGGGACGAGGCAAUUGACAGCUAUCAGUUCCAUGAGGACGAUGAAGAGGGAGAAAAAAUUGAGUAUCGUGAGCUGGACAUGGAGAGACUGGCCAUGGAGGCCAGUGAGCUCGAUAUCACAGGUAUCACCAUUGCUCAGGACGACAGGCUCAAGGAAUUCAAGGCACCUGAAGUUAAUGGAGAGACUUCUGUGACUGUAGUGGGCGAAGGAGCAGCAGCACUAGCAAUCAAUGAGAACCUCUUCACCGAGGACGACCUUGAGGGCCUGGAGGAAGAACUGGGGGACCUGGACAUGGAGGAGUGAUCCAGACCUCCCCUCAGCCGAUCUCCUCCCGAAUAAGCCCUAUUUCAUCAACCCAAUACUGCCCAUACACUCCCGAUCGUGAUUUGACAUCACGAAUUGAACCCAUCAUAAAUUGAAUUUAACAUCUGAUCGAAGAAUUCAUUGUCGUGCACAAAACCCAAAAUCUGAUCUUUAAAUCGACGUGAAAUUAUUGCAAUCUGUUAUUAUAUUAUUUUAAUAGGGUGAAUAAACGAGAAAUAUGAAUUUUCAAAA
Molecule: messenger RNA, 1578 nt
Organism: Fopius arisanus
Lineage: Eukaryota; Metazoa; Arthropoda; Insecta; Hymenoptera; Braconidae
Product: zinc finger CCCH domain-containing protein 15 homolog
Exons: 4
Coding region: 121-1326 (401 amino acids)
Biological process (GO): cytoplasmic translation
Cellular component (GO): cytosol
Molecular function (GO): mRNA binding; metal ion binding
Source: RefSeq, a predicted model, not a curated record